Cornus florida is the source of this 603-nucleotide messenger RNA. Its product is annotated as E3 ubiquitin-protein ligase RSL1-like. Bases 1 to 603 code for a protein of 200 amino acids. Gene Ontology annotation, cellular component: ubiquitin ligase complex; cytoplasm. The record is from RefSeq and is a predicted model, not a curated record. Lineage: Eukaryota; Viridiplantae; Streptophyta; Magnoliopsida; Cornales; Cornaceae. Gene Ontology annotation, biological process: protein polyubiquitination; positive regulation of proteasomal ubiquitin-dependent protein catabolic process; ubiquitin-dependent protein catabolic process. The transcript has 2 exons. Gene Ontology annotation, molecular function: zinc ion binding; ubiquitin conjugating enzyme binding; ubiquitin protein ligase activity.
AUGGAUCGAAUGAAUAAUUGUGAACAGAAUCAUAAAUCAGACGAUGAUGAGGAAAAAGCAUCAACAUUCACUUGCAAAAUAUGUACAGAAGAAAAGCUGCCAACAUCAACCAAGAAGUUCAAAAACAAUAAGAUAUGUGUUCACUCAAUCUGCACCGAUUGCAUAGCCAAGUAUAUCAAAGUGAACAUUGAAGAACACAAUCCCGCCAAGAUUAGAUGUCCUUCACUCUUCUGUGGUCAGAUGUUGGAUCCUCUUUCAUGCACUCGAAUCAUUCCCGCUCAAUUGUUCGACAAGUGGUGCGACGUGCUCUGUGACUGGACUCUUCAAGGGUUGGACACAUGUUACUGUCCCUACCGGGAUUGCUCAGCUUUGAUUGUGAAUGCGUGUGGAGGGGGUGUGAGGAGAUCCAAGUGUCCCAGGUGCAAGAGGCUGUUUUGCUUCCGGUGCAAGCAACCAUGGCAUCCAGGCUAUGGAUGUGAAGAUCAUCAGAGUGAUAGUAUUAUUGAAAAGAGGAAUAAUUGGAUGAGAUGUCCCACGUGCAAACAUUGUGUUGAACUUACUGAAGGCUUGAUAAUGACACUUUUGAGGUGUACGCGACAAUGA